Messenger RNA from Microdochium trichocladiopsis, 4863 nucleotides. RefSeq lists its product as uncharacterized. Gene Ontology annotation, biological process: fatty acid metabolic process. Gene Ontology annotation, molecular function: medium-chain fatty acid-CoA ligase activity; phosphopantetheine binding. Lineage: Eukaryota; Fungi; Ascomycota; Sordariomycetes; Xylariales; Microdochiaceae. The transcript has 4 exons. The record is from RefSeq and is a predicted model, not a curated record. Bases 1 to 4779 code for a protein of 1592 amino acids.
AUGGCUUUCACUCUUGCCCAGCGCUUUGUAAGGCUUCAGUCGACAUACAACAGCCUCGCAGAUUUUCUUCACGACAAUCAGAAGCCUGCUCUGAGGCACUCGAACGGCCAAGACGACAUCACACAUCGAGCACUACUCGAGUUCGUGGCAAACUUCGAGCUACCAGUCCCAAACCAUGGAUGCCUCAGCAAGCCUAUCGUGGCAAUCAUCCUACCAAACGGACCCCUCCUCGCGGCUACGGUUCUGGCAACAUCAACUUGGUAUGCCGCAGCGCCUAUCAACCCCUCCGCUGGAUAUGAACAGGUUGCCGCAGAUAUCAAGCUGGCGGGUGCCAGCGCCAUCAUCAGUUGCCAGAGCGAGAGCGAGAGGCUGGACUUGAAACAGACCGGCCUUGAUCUCUUUCACGUUGUCCAGACACCGGACGGUCGUCUCGGUACAACAAAAGUGUGGCCUGAAAACAGAUCAGCCCCCAAGGACAAGUACCGGCCCCGCAACCCAAACCAUGAUCAAGAUAUCGGCAUCGUACUCUUCACGAGUGGCACGAGUGGCAAGAAGAAGGUUGUGCCAAUGACCACGAAAUCGAUUGUCUGCGGUGUGGGCUUUGUCAUCGAGUCGUGGGCGUUGACCGAAAUCGACACGUGCUUGAACAUGAUGCCCCUGUAUCACGUUGGUGGUCUCAUACGGAACGUUUAUGCGCCGAUUUUCGCGAAUGGAAGCACAAUCUGCUGCCCUGGCUUUGACGGCAACCUAUUCUGGGAUAUUGCCGACUCGAUGCGUCCGACAUGGUACUACGCUUCUCCAUCGAUGCACCAAGUCAUUCUCAACGAAGCCGCCAACCGACCACAAGCUCUGGCAAAAUGCGAGAUCCGACUCAUAUGUAAUGCUGCUGGUGGAUUAUUACCAGCAUUGGCAGCACAGCUGCGCGACACAUUCAGCUGUGUCGUACUCCCCAGCUAUGGCAUGACCGAGUGCAUGCCCAUAAGCACGCCUCCUAUCGACUACAAGCUGGACCGCCCGGGUACGUCUGGAAUCAGCGUCGGGCCUGAACUUACUGUGCUAGACGGCAAUGAGCGACCGUCAAGAAUUGGAUCGGUAGGGCGCGUAUGUGUCAGGGGUGAGCCUCUGUUCAAGGGUUAUCUACAAGCCGACGGGACCUUGGACACCUCCCACCUCACUAGGGACGGAUGGUUCGAUACAGGCGACAUGGGCUACAUGGACAAAGACGGAUACCUUUACAUCACUGGUCGCAACAAGGAGGUCAUCAAUCGAGGUGGCGAGUUGAUUUCUCCUUUCGAGAUCGAAAACGCGAUCGUCACUGCUGCGGAACAGCCAGGCUCCGCCAUUUUUGGUCGUGUCUCUCAGGCUCUAGCAUUCUCCGUCCGCCACGACGUCCUGCAAGAGGUGGUCGGCAUCAUACUGGUCACACCACCCGGCAAGCGCAGAGUUGACAUACGCCUACUGAACGAAGCACUCAAGACAAGUUUACAACAAGUCAAAUGGCCAGUGGUGGUCGUUUACAUGGAAGAUGUACCAAAGAAGAACAACAAGGUCCUGCGGAUCAGGCUUGCUGAGCGGCUUGGUCUUCCGUGCGACACAGACUCCACGGUAUACGGAGACCGGCACUGGGACGCAACGUGCCCUCCAGUUGACACGGAUCUUUCCGUGGCGAUUUCGGCCUCUGUCUGCGUCGUGGACCAUAUCAAGGUGCAGCAAGCAGUGAAGGCUGUCAUGCCAGAACACGUCGAUGUCUUCGUGCAAACAAGCCCAGAUUCAGGCACGAUUGAAGCUGUUCUCGGCCCCAACCGGCGCUUUGGUGUUGGCGGUGCAGCUCACUACGACAGCCUCGUGGACGAUGCUCUUUUGAGCGCAGCAAAGACAAGGCUACUAGACGCGCUCGAUGCAAAUCUGAUUCCGCACAAAUUCACUACCAUUCCAGAACCUUUGCCACUGACCGCAAUCGGCACGGUUGAUUCACAGUUACUGAACGCCCGCCUCGAGGCCAUGCGGGAACAGGAAAAUUCCACACUGAGUUCGUCAACGAGCGGCAGAAUCACGCGCAUUUUCGCACAGCUUCUUUCCCUAGACGCGAAGGAGAUCGCCACACAUAAGGACUUCAUGGAGCUAGGAGGUGACUCCCUACGUGCCGGCAAGCUCUUGUCCAUUCUCCGAUCGGAAUUCAAAAUGCACCUUCCUGUCGACCUAAUAUUCAACAGCGGUUCCGUCGACCUUCUGAGUCGCUACAUCGAGAAAAGACUUGCUGAAUCAGGUUCUACGGGUGAUAGCAUCGACGAAGAGGCAGGUCGUCCUCUGCCAGGCUGCGAAAAGACGUACAGCUCGACAAACCCUUUCCUGCUAUUUGUGCAGCUGAUCCCUAUGGUCUUCCUAUACCCAAUAACACGAGGCUUCCAGUGGACGUGCUUCAUUUUCGCUCUCAGUCAUUCCAACUAUCUUUCUACGAGCGAGUAUCUCGUUGGCAGGCUUAUCAACUUGAUCGCAUCAGUGUACUUGGCGAAGCUUGUAGCGAAAUCGAUUUUACCUGUUGUCGGCAUUCUGCUCAAAUGGAUCAUCAUUGGCUACCACCGGGAGGGACUCUUCCCGAUGUGGGGAGGUUAUCACACACGGUGGUGGUUGGCGCAAAAGGUCGUCCAAGUUUGUGGCAAGGGCAUUUUCCGCGCAACCCCGUGGCUAGAGCAACUCUACUAUCGUCUCCUAGGUGCUCGCAUUGGUCGCAAUGUAACUCUCAAGAAUGUCCAACUCGGAGAAUGGGAUCUUCUCGACAUUCAGGAUGGAGCAACCCUGGAUGGGUGCACUAUCCGCCCUAUGGCCGGCGAGAGGAACACUUCUAUGCUGCUAGGUCGCAUCACAAUCGGUCGAAAUGCUUCUGUCGGCUUGAGCUCGGUUGUGGCACCGGGAACGACGAUUCCCGAGGGUACUUGCAUCGGCCCCAAUUCGUCCUCGUGGGAGAUGGGCGACGAUGCUGACGAGUCGAAUCGCGACUUGUCGGCGACCAGGACCCCUGAGGGACACUGGGCGUUGAGGUUGUUCAUAACCGCUCCACUGUGGAUUAUUGCUCGACUUCUAUACCUGACGCCUUGGGUCCUUGGUCUCCUCGGCCUCGUGUAUGGAAAAGCCCCCGAGCCAGGCAGUUCGAUCGCUUCUACCCUCGACUGGUUCGCUGGCGGUCAACGGAUCGGGUACCACUAUCUCGCACGAGCUCUCCGCAACUUCUUCGGGCCGUUCUUAAUAUUUGGAUUUGUCGCGCUUGUACGGAAAAUUCUCGACCUGGUGUUUGGUCCUCUCAUCCCCGGGCCGACACAGGCCCAUGGCCAGAUCGCAAUAUGGCGCAUGGAGCUCAUGAGGACGCUGAUGCCUGUCCCGCAGUUCCAUGACUUCACUGAGCUGUUUGGCAGCCAUUAUGAAGCGACUAGUGUGGCGAUCAGAAUGAUGGGAGGCCGGGCCGGGAAGAGAAUCUACUGGCCCGGCACUGGCCCCACAAUCGGCGAUUACCAUCUCAUCGAUGUUGGCAAUGAUGUUGUGUUUGGCUCAAGAUCACACCUCGUGACGUCGGACGGUACUGGCUCAGAGAUGAUCCAGGUUGGAGAUGGUGCCAUGAUCGCGGACCGUGCCGUCCUCCUGCCCGGUGUAACCGUUCAGAAGGGCGCUGUCAUGGGCAGUGGUGCCAUGACGCGCCGCGGCAAGACCUACGACGCCGGCGGCACCUAUGUUGGCUCGAAAGGAGGGGAUUCCAUCUGUCUGAGUCGGGGCAAUCCUGGUGCAGGAGUGCGACGCCGUCGCGGCCUUUCUAACAAGCGGGUCGAGUUUGAAGAGAGCUCUGGUAGCAUGGCGUCGACUUCCGAAAGCGAGAGCAAGACGACGCCUCUCAGCAGCAACCAGAGCACCAUUACUAUAUCCUGCGACACCUACGACGAGAAGGAGCAGACAGCUGCUCAAGAGCCUACCCUGUCGCCCUUUGGCCGGGCCUUCUACGAGGGUAAAGCAUCUUACUACGUCCUUGGCCAGUUUGCCAUUUUCCUGUACUCGUCCUUCAUCAUCGUCUUUGUCCACCUGUACUGGGAUGCCGCGUCUGUGUCGGCUGUGCAGAUUGCCAACCUCAUGUACCAGCACAUUGACAAGUUCGCAAAGAAUGGCGAGAUCUGGAGGACCUACAGGGAACCUUUCAUCAUCUUUGGCCUGUUCUCGUCAUUCAUCUGCGUACUAGCCGCCUCGGCAUCCCUCGUAGCUCUCGCGGUGGUGAUUGCAUCCAAAUGGAUCCUGCUCGGCAGGCGACAGCCGGGCAACUACGACUGGGACAAGAGCAGUUACUGCCAGCGCUGGCAAAUGUUGUUGGCCAUUGAGAAAAUACGUCUGCGCUGCUUCGCCGGCACCGGAAUUCUGGGCCUGCUGACCGGCACUGCCUACUGCGCGUGGUACUUCCGUGCGCUGGGUGCCAAGAUUGGCAAGGACUGCGCCUUUUUUGUCAACGGCGAGCUGAGCCUCGUCUUCACCGAGCCUGACCUACUUACACUGGGCGACCGUGUCGUCGUCGACAACGCCAGUCUGGUCGGCCACAUCAACAGCCGUGGCAAGUUUGACCUCAACCGCCUCAGCGUGGGCGAUCGCUGCGUGCUGCGAACCAAUUCGCGUCUGCUGAGCGGCGCACACAUGGGCAACGACAGCUGCCUGCUCGAGCAUACGCUCAUCAUGGGCGGUGAUGUUGUCGAGGAGGGCAGGACCAUGCAGGGUUGGCCUGCGGAGAGAUUCACCAGCUCUAGAGUCUAGGGUCGGUAUGCAUAACCUCUGACUCGGGGGAAACCCGUAUCACGGGAGGGGGAAACAACAUAGAACAACCGCAUACAUUUUUAC